Messenger RNA from Cynoglossus semilaevis (tongue sole), 1642 nucleotides. Its product is annotated as growth hormone secretagogue receptor type 1-like. The record is from RefSeq and is a predicted model, not a curated record. Gene Ontology annotation, biological process: hormone-mediated signaling pathway; G protein-coupled receptor signaling pathway. Gene Ontology annotation, molecular function: growth hormone secretagogue receptor activity. Gene Ontology annotation, cellular component: plasma membrane. Lineage: Eukaryota; Metazoa; Chordata; Actinopteri; Pleuronectiformes; Cynoglossidae. The transcript has 5 exons. The coding region runs from base 32 to 1642 and encodes 536 amino acids.
CGCUGCUCUCCCCGCCUCACCCUGUGCCAUCAUGGAUCUGGUGGAAAUGAGCGACGUGGGCUGUGAACAUCAGAACUGUGGUCUGGCGUCCGACUUCCAAGAAGAACACUGCUUCGACCAGGACUGUCAGUUUGGACUCACCGAGCUGGUGUGUGUGACGGUGAUUUACAUUCCACUGAUGCUGUUUGGCCUUUUGGGAAACAUUCUGACUAUUCUGGUGGUUUGGCUCCGCCCACACAUGAGAAGCUCCACCUACCUGUACCUGAGCAGCAUGGCUGUGAGUGACCUGUUGAUCCUCCUGCUGCUGCCCCUGGACCUGUACAAGCUCUGGAGGCCCCGGCCCUGGUUGUUAGGAGACCUGACCUGUAAGCUGACCAUGUUCCUCUCAGAGUGCUGCACCUUCUGCACCAUCCUCCACAUCACGUUCCUCUCCCUGGAGAGAUAUGUGGCCGUCUGCUGGCCAAUCACAGCCAAGACCACGGUGACACGGCGCAGAACCAGAGCUCUGAUUGGCUGCCUGUGGCUGGGGGCGGCCAUCAGUGCAGCACCUGUGUUGGUCAUGGUCGGAGUGGAGGAGGUGAAAGGAGAAGACCUCAGACUUCCAUCAGAGAUGAAGUGGAGAGAGAAUGGAAUAAAAGAAUUAGUCAAGGAGGGGAGGGGGGACGAGGGGGGGGAGGAGGAGGGGGAGCUGGGAACGUUAGGGACAGACGGCGGAGAACCAGGAGAGAAGACACAGGACUAUGGGUCAGACCAGGGUGAGGGUGGAGGGGGACGAGGAGGAGACAGGCUCCAGCAAAAUAAAAUGAAAGAAGACGAGGGAGGAGGAAAAAUGAGGGGCGUGGAUACAGACAUGGACCGGAGAGAGUGCCGCUGCACAGACUACGCCGUCUCCUCUGGCCUGUUGGCGGCCAUGAUGAUUCUGUCCAACCUGUACUUCCUGGUACCGGUGUUCAUCUUGGGGCUGGUCUACAGCCUCAUUGGACGGACUCUGUGGAUCCGCCAACGGAGGAGCCGGAAGGACCAGACUCAUCGACAUACUAUCAAGAUGUUGGGAGUCAUCGUCUUGGCCUUUGUCCUCUGCUGGCUGCCCUUCCACGUUGGUCGGACCAUAUUCUCUCUGUCUCUGGGCACCAACACCGACAGACAGGAAACGUACGUGGAUUCUAACCGACACCAGUACGUAGACGUCCAGUCUGACGGUCCUGCAGACUCAGACGCGCACGCACAGUCUGCAGUCAAACUUGAAUACCCUCCUGUAGAGGGCGCUGGUGUGACGUGUGGCACCGACACACGGGGACAAAUAAACAAAUAUGAAUCGUCACAGAACGCUGAACCCAGACAGGAAGGUUCUGGACUCGCUGAGACGCCGUGGGACAGAAACACUACAAAAUACAACAGCGACCUCUACAGCCAAACUCACAGCGAUACACAACUGUAUUUUUUGUACUACCUGUCCCAGUACUUCAACCUGGUGUCCUCCGUCCUCUACUACCUCAGCGCCGCCGUCAACCCGCUGCUGUACAACAUGAUGUCCACCAGGUACAGACACGCCGUGCACAGCCUCGUGCACGCUAACUGUAACACGCAGCCUCGCCGCGCACACACAACGGUCACCGCGCAAAACUCAACCACACCUGUGUAG